This is a messenger RNA of Chaetura pelagica (chimney swift), 1128 nucleotides long. RefSeq names its product RAN binding protein 3-like (gene RANBP3L). Gene Ontology annotation, cellular component: nuclear pore; cytoplasm. Gene Ontology annotation, molecular function: GTPase activator activity. The transcript has 11 exons. NCBI's taxonomy places the organism in Eukaryota, Metazoa, Chordata, Aves, Apodiformes, Apodidae. The record is from RefSeq and is a predicted model, not a curated record. Gene Ontology annotation, biological process: protein export from nucleus. Bases 1 to 1128 code for a protein of 375 amino acids.
AUGGUGCUGACUUCAAAAUCAGUUAGUAUUGAUAUUCCAAGUCCAGUUACCCUGUCAUCUGCACAGUAUCUAGGAAAAGAUAGAGGUCAGUUGUUUGCAGACAGAAGUGCACAAAAGAGCAGCAAUUCUGAUUUUGUGUUUGGAGAAAACAUGGAUGAAAGAGUUCUGAGCCCUGAAAAGCAUCCCAAGCUGUGUAAUGAAGCUGAUUCAUAUAAAGGAGAAAUAACAUCCAUGUACAUAGAGUCUUUUUAUGUCAGUCCACAAACAAAAACAGCUUUGUUGAGGAAUGCAACACCAACGGAAUCAGCAACUGCUUGUAUUUCUAAGCCAGUGGAGAAAGUUCUGUUAGAUAAAGUUGAAGUUAUAACUGGGGAAGAAGCAGAACACAAUGUAUUGCAGAUAAACUGCAAGCUCUUUGUUUUUAAUAAGCUCUCUUUAACCUGGACUGAAAGAGGCAGUGGAUCCCUGAGGCUUAAUGACACUUCUAGCAAUAAAGAUGGAAUGUUGCAGUCAAGGCUAAUUAUGCGAAAUCAAGGCAGCUUGAGACUAAUUCUUAACACCCGACUUUGGGAUCAAAUGGUUAUAAAAAGGGCAAACAGGAAGAGCCUGUGCUUCACUGCAACAGACCAAGAGGACCACUCUGUUCAAGUAUUUCUAAUUCAGGGAAGCUCAAAAGACACUGGGUACCUGUAUGCAGCAAUACAUCACCGCCUUGUGGCACUGCGAAGCUUUGCUGAGCAAGAGCCAGAUACUAAUCAAGCAGACACAGAGUCAGAAAUAGCUUCUCAGCCAUUAAACUGUGAUAGUGACGAUGAAGCUGAUGAAAAAAUAACUCAAGAGAGCAGCAGUGGAUCUGAGCAGCACAGUGGCACUGUUCAGAUUCCCAGUGGGAAAUUCAGAUUCCCACAGGCACUGGGGGAGCAGGAGCUUGCCUUGAAGGGAUCUAACUAUGCUGGUCUGCUGGAGCGACAUCGCAUUCACACAAAAAACGUGGAGCACGUUGUAGACAGUUUAAGGAACGAGAGGAUAGAAGUUCGUCUUGUUAAACGUCGAGAAUAUAAUGAAGACACAGUUCGGUGGGCAGAUGCUGUUGUAUCAGCAGGAGGAGAACAACUGAGAUGGAACUAA